This is a messenger RNA of Fusarium coffeatum, 1299 nucleotides long. RefSeq lists its product as uncharacterized. Lineage: Eukaryota; Fungi; Ascomycota; Sordariomycetes; Hypocreales; Nectriaceae. The coding region runs from base 1 to 1299 and encodes 432 amino acids. The transcript has 2 exons. The record is from RefSeq and is a predicted model, not a curated record.
AUGUCGUCCCCCUCAUCCUCGACUCCCAACGUUGAAUCAACAUACCCAUCCUCUUCCCAGCCCCAACAAGAACAAGACUCAACCGAAAGCAAGCUCCAGCAACUCCUAAGUGGUGUCUGUAAACAGAAGCUAUUGGAAGAAGUCGACAAACUCAAAGAAGCUGUUCAGAAGGACGACAAAGACAAAGUCAUCAUGUCGAUUCCCAUGCUCCUUGCUCUUACUGUCUGCCCCGCUAUGCUGGGUACGCAAGAAGCGAUUCGACAGAGUCAGAGCAAGUCGAAGCGAGAGGAGCAUCGUGGUCGACGUUGCAACCUCGUUGUCUCUUGCGUCAAGCCUUCUAUCAGAAGUCGUGAUAUCAACAACAAAUUGGUCGUCUUGAAAGAUUCAAAGCUCUACAUUGCCAAUGAACAUCCUCUUUACAAUCAUGAUCCCAAGAAUAACAUCAGCAAAGGCUAUGCAUUCUCAGGAUACUUCCUCCCUUUCCCAGAUGCAGAGUACGAGGGCCUGGUCACUACCAUCAGCGACGACCCUCCGUUCCUGAACUGGAUCUACGUUGACAAGAACACCUACGAAGUCAAGUAUGGAGUUCGCGCUGACACUGAAGGCCACAUCACUGGUCCCUUUGACUGCACCAAGCAAGAUCGUCGCAUGACUUGUGAAGGUUGGGAAGGCUUCUGCGCUGUAGAAGAACUCCCUGGUAUCUGGGCCCUCUACUACGAUCGUGAUGACGAUGGUCUACGUUCAAAAGUCGCUAUGGGCACUCGUGUUCUCGAAGUAGAGCUCACUCGUCGCGAGAAGAAGGAACCCAAGCCUGUCCCUGAUCCCAAUGCACCCAAGACGGUUGACGAGAAGAUGAAGCAGCACCAGGAACAAACUGCCAAAGAAGAGGCCGAGAGGGCCGAAUUCAUCGCAACUGGUCGUCAUCCUGGCGCUGAGCCAACUUCUCCUGCCAAGGUUCCCGAGAUCACGAAGACAACCUUCCUUGAUCCAGAGUCUAAGGAGGCCAAGCGCCAACGCAUCGCCGAUGCUCUCAGUCGCCUCAACAUCGACAGCCCUACCAAGAGUGAGGGAGGUUCUGACGGCAGCAUUCUAACAAGUCUCAGUCAGGACUUCUCCAUCUUCUCACUGGCCAAGAAGAUGAAUGAGGGUACAAACAAUGAAGAGGACGCCACUGUGGCGAGCUCAGUAUGGGGGGAGCAGGAAAAGGAAAAAGAAAAGAGCAAGGACAAGGGUCAUAACAAUAAUCACUCCAUGAGUGAGGCAGGCUCGUAUAGGAAGCCAACAGUCGAGGAUGUUUGA